Messenger RNA from Lutra lutra (Eurasian river otter), 1646 nucleotides. RefSeq names its product transmembrane protein 61 (gene TMEM61). The transcript has 3 exons. The record is from RefSeq and is a predicted model, not a curated record. The coding region runs from base 664 to 1296 and encodes 210 amino acids. NCBI's taxonomy places the organism in Eukaryota, Metazoa, Chordata, Mammalia, Carnivora, Mustelidae.
GGGACGGCCGGAGGACAGCCCACUCCGCUCCAGACGGUUGCAGCUCGGGCCUGGACACCCUAACCCCGCCCUCCCCGCUCGCGAGGUAGCUUUAAGGUCGGGCGGAGCCCGCGGCGUGGCUCCUGAAGCCCCGACCCCAACCAUCCGGGAGUCUCCGCCCGGACCGACAGUGCGGGAGGACCGGGAUCGGGGGAAGAGGUGGGGCGGGCGGCGGCCCCCCCCCCCCCGGAACUAUCCAAAGCCCCAGCGCGAGCGCAGGGGUCCCGGGCGGGCUGCCGCGCGGGGGCAGAGUGCGAAGCCCCUCCGCGCCCUCCCCCCGCCCCGAGCUCCCCACCAGCUCGCAGAGCUCCUGCGAGGAUCACAGCCCGCCCGGCGCGCGCGUAGGGUGCGGCGGGCGGGACACCUCUCCGCGCCGCCUGGGGGGCGGCUGGAGCGGACCGGACGCCCGGCACCUGCGGGUCGGGGCCAUUUGGACACCCCUGGAUGAGACCGAGAGCCGGACCUUGGAGCUUUUGGGGAACAGGGAGAGCCGGGUUAGGAGACCGCUUCUAGGGCCGCACCCUAAGGCCGGGCGCCUCCUGCAGGACCCGAGGGAUAGCAGUCCUGGGGAUCGUUUCCCCCUCGGUCCCUGCGCCUGGACCACGCCUGACUACCUGCCUCCCGAUGGCUUCCUCUGAGACGUGUGACGCGAGCCGAGCGGCCUCCGUGCUACGUUAUGGCAUGAUGGUCAGCGGCAUGGUGCUUCUGGUAGCUGGGACACUCUGUUUUGCUUGGUGGAGUGAAGGAGAUGCAGGUGCUCAGCCUGGCCAGCCGGCCCCACCCACUGGGCACCCCAUGCCUGAGGCCCCCAGUCCCCUGCUCAGGUCAGUCAGCUUCUUCUGCUGCGGCACAGGGGGCCUGCUACUACUCUUCGGCCUGCUGUGGUCCAUCAAGGCCAGCACCCAGCGGCCUCCCCACUGGGACCCGUAUCACCUCUCCAGAGACCUGUACUACCUCACUGUGGAGCCCUCGGAGAAGGAGAGCUACAGGCUCCCAGCGGUGGCUGCCAUCCCCACUUACGAGGAGGCCGUGUGCUGCCCACUCGCCGAGUGGCCCCCGACACCACCCGUGGACCCCAUGCAGGAAAGCCUGAAGGGCUGUGCCUCUGGGGAUGCCCUGCUCGGAACCCAGAGCCCCCUGCAGCCGCCCAACUACGAGAGAAUCACUGGUGCCGUGCACGACAUCUCUGGAGAGACAGCUCCUGGCACGAGGGGCUCCUGCCCAGGCCCGGCUCAGACUUCGGGCGGGGGAGGGUAAAGGCCCCCAGCAGACCCCAGAGCCAGGGCUGGGUGAUGAGCUUCCGGUGUGCAGUACAGGGCCCGGUACACACGAGGCACGUGACAAAUGAUCGCUGCUGAAUGCUCUUGUAUUUACCUGUCGCUGUGUAACAAACCGCUUCAAAUAAAUCCGUCUUAUUAUCUCUCAUGAUGCCAGGGGUUGCCUGGGCCCGGCUGGAUGGUUUUUCUGUAGUCCAACUGGCCGUUAGCGCUGGCUGUCAGUUGGGGAACUUUGUGGUCCAGGCGGGAAGAUGGGGGCCCAGAGGCAGGGGCAGGACUGCCCGAGGUCACACACGGAGUUUAUGAUCAGGAGAAGGUGGGCUCCAAAUU